This is a messenger RNA of Paecilomyces variotii, 1275 nucleotides long. RefSeq names its product Maf-like protein-domain-containing protein. The record is from RefSeq and is a predicted model, not a curated record. Gene Ontology annotation, molecular function: nucleoside triphosphate diphosphatase activity. The transcript has a single exon. The coding region runs from base 244 to 1092 and encodes 282 amino acids. NCBI's taxonomy places the organism in Eukaryota, Fungi, Ascomycota, Eurotiomycetes, Eurotiales, Thermoascaceae.
CCCGGCUCCAGAUGAACUAAGUAACUCCCCAACUGCCGUUAUUCACCGCUUCCGCGCAAUCAAAUCGCCAGUGUCUCAGAUAUACGAAUUACCCAGCACUUAUAUAGACACUGGACAGUGCACCAGAACCCUGUUAAACCAGAGGUCAAUAACUAUCCGAUUGUCUCCAAUCUCUCUCUCUAUCCACCAAGUACCAUAAUACAUCACCCCCGAGAUAGAAGAGAACCCAACCGAGCUCCAGAAAUGGCGGAUACCAAGGAGCCUCUCCUACACUCCAAGAGCGACGCAUUGGAUACCGUCGAACCCCCGCCAUCGUAUGAAGCCUCGUCCACCACGACACCAGCUCGCGCAUCGCUACUACCACGACCUCCUCCUCUUAGUCUCCCAGCGCUCAUCAAGCUUCGAUCAAAGCGAGUGAUCCUCGCGUCUGCAUCGCCCCGCCGCAAACAGAUCAUCUCGUUCCUCGGCCUGAACAAUGUCGAAAUCAUUCCUUCCAACACGGCAGAGAACUUUCCCAAGACGAUGACGCCGUUCGAGUACGUCCUGGCGACGGCGACGGAGAAAGCAACGACCGUUUAUAGUCAGGAGAUUGAUAAUGAGAAGAAGGGCGAGCCGGGACUGAUCCUGGCGGCAGACACGGUUGUCGUGGAUACGACGACGGGAACGAUUUUGGAGAAGCCCCGCUCCGAAGGCCAUCAUAUUGCGAUGCUCAAGGCGCUUCGAGAUGCGCGCGAUCAUAAGGUCUACACGGCCAUUGCGGUGAUGGUGCCGCUGGCAAGCGCGCGGCAGCCCGGAUAUGCACUUGAAACGGCGGUCGAGGAGACCAGUGUGCGGUUCGAUAGCGAAGUGACGGAUGAGUUGAUCUUGGCUUAUGUCCGGACGAGAGAGGGAGUAGAUAAAGCCGGCGGAUACGGCAUACAAGGACUAGGUUCAAUACUCAUCGAGAAAAUUGAAGGAAGCGCCGAUAAUGUCAUUGGAUUGCCGUUGAGGACGACGCUCAAGUUGAUCGAGAAGGUGAUGUCGAAAGCGGACGAUGAUGACAGGCUACCGGAUGAUGAGGGAAUGUCCGGCGAGGAGGACGAGGACGAGUGAAACAGGAAGAUUAUGUUUUCGGUCUUACAGAUUUUCAUGAAAUGACUUAUAUGCUCAGCCAGUUCUGCACUUUCUGGGCUUUACGUCUGGCGUUCGGGCGGAGGGUUUAAAAGAUAGACCAAACUUAUGAUUUUGUAGUACAUAGAAAUAGCUCAUAGGCAAAUACAUAUAGUUUUCUAUGAC